AUGACUCAUCCUCCUUUCAAACCACUUUUCUACGAGACCUCCAAAUGUGUGGCGCUUUAUUUGAAGCCUAUUAUUAGGAUUCAACUCUAUCUCCGUUGCCCCGCUUUUCAAACCAUUCAUAGAGCACAGAAUUUUCGAGUUGCCGACCUCAAAAUACGACCUGAAGACUUUGAAAUUGAUGGGACACUCUUUCAAUUUGGCAUCCUUCGUCAUUACCUAUUCGGGAAUGUUCCGGAAUCCACGAAAUUGAAAAAUGCAGCAGGUGGAGAUCGGCAUGACAUUGAUAGGUAUGGUCUACAGAUUCAAUCGGCUCAAGAUCAAUUUGGACAACAAGUUCCAACUGAUGCUCAAUACAUAGAACAAUUGGAGCAACAAGCGUUUCGGAUGGAGAGGAAUGGACCGAUAGCACCACCACGUCGCGAAUUAACAGAAGAUGAUGUUAAAUCGCAUAGACUGGAAAUUGAGAGAAAACGCUUAAAAGUUCGUUCCUAUGAGUUCAGAAUCAGAAAUCAGAAGCCACCAUUUCAACAUUUUGUUGAGUUAGCUAUAAGUUCUGGAGAAGAGAAGAAGUGCGAGUAUGUAUCUUAUGAAAAGACUCUCCAAGAGAUCAAGGACUAUGUCCUACAAAAGAUAUUCCGAAUCGACGCCAAAGUUCUUAUGGGAAACUUGCAAAUCGGCAGGGAUCACUUCAUUCGGCAUUUAGCAUUGUUUCUUCAAAAUCCACCACACAUGUUCGUGGCAUUUCCUCCUCGAGAUUUGGUGCCGCCAGUAUUCCAUACGCAGCCACGAGUAGCUGAUGUGGUGCCUCUGCUAAAACUUCGAGCUGAAUCUGUAGAAGUACAUCGAUUGAUUGUGACAGGAAACCUUGAAAAUGCUCUGGCUAGUCUGAAACCAUUCCGUUGUGAGACUCCAUUAAAAGAAUUGAAUGUUUCCGCGCAACCGUAUCCGGAUGAUCCAGUUGUAAGAACCGCUCAAUUUCUCAACAUCGUUGGUGCCUCACAAGUGGCCGAAAUCCAACAUCUCCAGAACUCUCGAAUUCAUUUUGAUCAGUUGGUGGGUAAUGAGCAGGAGUUUCACGCUCUUGUGAGAAAAAUGGAAGAGGCCGAAACCAUGAGAUACUAUUCAAUUGGAUUCCGCGAAUUGAAGGAUGCGAAGAAGUUGAUAAAACGGUUCAGAAGUCUCCCGGGAGCAGUGAGAGAAGAUUUUGCGGAGAUCCGAUCUACCAACCUGCCGAAACACAUUGUAAUCCCACUUAACAAUCAGAAAGAACUAAAGAUCUACGUGGAAGAGACAGGCAUGGAGGACACAAAAUAUUGUGACAAGCCGUUGAUUGUCAAGAUUAAAGUUUAA
Caenorhabditis remanei is the source of this 1350-nucleotide messenger RNA. RefSeq lists its product as uncharacterized. The transcript has 3 exons. NCBI's taxonomy places the organism in Eukaryota, Metazoa, Nematoda, Chromadorea, Rhabditida, Rhabditidae. The record is from RefSeq and is a predicted model, not a curated record. Bases 1 to 1350 code for a protein of 449 amino acids.